AUGACAGAGGUCGAGGAUGAUACACAGGAUAUGACAGUGGUCGAGGUUGAUACACAGGAUAUGACAGAGGUCGAGGAUGAUACACAGGAUAUGACAGAAGUCGAGGAUGAUACACAGGAUAUGACAGAGGUCGAGGUUGAUACACAGGAUAUGACAGAGGUCGAGGUUGAUACACAGGAUAUGACAGAGGUCGAGGUUGAUACACAGGAUAUGACAGAGGUCGAGGUUGAUACACAGGAUAUGACAGAGGUCGAGGUUGAUACACAGGAUAUGACAGAGGUCGAGGAUGAUACACAGGAUAUGACAGAGGUCGAGGAUGAUACACAGGAUAUGACAGAGGUCGAGGAUGAUACACAGGAUAUGACAGAGGUCGAGGAUGAUACACAGGAUAUGACAGAGGUCGAGGAUGAUACACAGGAUAUGACAGAGGUCGAGGAUGAUACACAGGAUAUGACAGAGGUCGAGGAAUGGAUGAUACACAUGAUAUGA
Messenger RNA from Mytilus trossulus (common blue mussel), 489 nucleotides. Its product is annotated as germ cell nuclear acidic protein-like. The coding region runs from base 1 to 489 and encodes 162 amino acids. The transcript has a single exon. The record is from RefSeq and is a predicted model, not a curated record. Lineage: Eukaryota; Metazoa; Mollusca; Bivalvia; Mytilida; Mytilidae.